GAAGGCCCGCCCGCCGGCCCGGAAGGCCCGCAGCGAGCGGCGGGGCCGGGGUGGUGAGUCGCCGGUCGCUCUUCGCCGCCGCCAUGGGGAAGUCGUUCGCCAACUUCAUGUGCAAGAAGGACUUCCACCCCGCCUCCAAGUCCAACAUCAAAAAGGUAUGGAUGGCGGAACAGAAAAUAUCGUAUGAUAAGAAGAAACAAGAAGAAUUAAUGCAACAGUAUCUUAAAGAACAGGAGUCCUAUGACAACAGGUUGCUGAUGGGCGAUGAGCGUGUGAAGAAUGGUCUUAACUUCAUGUACGAGGCCCCACCUGGAGCAAAGAAAGAGGAAGCUAAAGAGCAAGAAGGAGAGACUGAAUACAAAUUUGAAUGGCAAAAAGUCGCCCCUCGAGAAAAAUACGCUAAGGAUGACAUGAACAUCAGAGACCAGCCGUUUGGCAUCCAGGUGCGGAACGUGAGGUGCAUUAAGUGCCACAAGUGGGGCCAUGUGAACACUGAUCGAGAAUGUCCUUUAUUUGGCCUUUCUGGGAUUAACGCAAGUUCAGUGGCCAGUGAUGGAUCAGGGCCAUCAAUGCACCCCUCGGAGCUAAUAGCGGAGAUGAGAAACAGUGGGUUUGCACUGAAACAAAAUGUACUGGGGAGAAACUUGACCGCAAAUGAUCCAUCACAGGAAUUUGUUGCAAGCGAAGGAGAUGAUGAUCCAGAAGUUGAAUUUUUAAAAUCACUGACAACCAAACAGAAACAGAAACUUCUAAGGAAAUUGGAUCGUCUUGAGAAGAAAAAGAAAAAGAAAGACAGAAAGAAGAAAAAGCAGCAAAAGAAAAAAGGCAAAAGUAAACACAAGAAACAUAAGAUGAGCUCCUCUUCCUCAUCCUCCAGUGAGACUUCAGGAAGCAGCAGCGACAGCGAGGCUGACAGCAGAGAUAAAGCGGCACAAAAGAAGAUGUAUUCUAAGAAAAGAAAAAAAGACAAGUUUUCAGAGGCUAGCAGCAGCGAUUCAGAAGGAAAGGCAAAGACUAGGAAGGAAAAACUUUAUGAAGAUCUCUCCAGUAGUCACGGUAACAAGGACAAAGAUAGGGAGAAGUAUAGACUUUUAAAGCCAGAUAGUUCUGCGGAGAACAGCAAAUGGAGCUCCUGUGAGGGGGAAAGAAAGUCCAAAAGCAGAUACCAGAGAGAGACUGAAAGAAAGGAGAGGGACAGCAGAAGCCAGAGCACGGAUGAGAGGAGAGGGAGAAGCCCUUGCACAAGUCACAGCAGUCGCAGGCAAAGGCAAACAAGAAAAAGCCCGUGUCAAAGCCCUGGUGAAGAGCGUCACAGGAAAAAUGAAACCAGAAGCCCCAGCGCAGAUGGGCACAGAAAGGAGAAAAAAUACAGAGAGAGCAAUGGUGACAAGUGCAGUAAAGUGGAAUACAGAGAAAGGAGCAGACGCAGUAGAAGCAGAAGCCGAGAGAGGAAAAAAAACAGAUAGUGUAGGGGACAGGUGCAAACAAAAAUGUCUCCUUUUUGAUGAAUACCUUUAACAAGGGCUCAGUUACACAUCGCUGUUCGUUUUCCAACCUUUGUAACUAGCAUUUCCUAAAUAAAGCCAACAGCAUCAUUUCUAUGAUGUUAUAAUAUCUGUAAAUUAGGACAAAUGUUACGGUAUUUUUCUUACUGUAUAAAUAUUCUUGUUGGCAAAUACCUUAUGUGUACAUGCAGUAAUUCAUAGACCUAAGUUUAGCGUUUUAAAAUAUUUCAGAGCAGUGUUUGAUAUUCUUGAUUUUUGUCAGGGGCAAUUUUUGUUUAGAUGCAACUGUGAGGGAAGCAGAAAGUAAUUGGGAAGAAUCCUGGGGUAUGUUAAAUGCUAACAAACGUUUGAGAUAGCUCCGGGUAAAAUCCCUGCUUCCAAUAUCAAAACAUUAUGUUGUAGAGGGUUUUUUGUUGUUGUUGUUGUUGUUUUAUACUGCACCAUUUUUCCUGAAGUUCCCCGUGAGAGAUCAAUUUCAUGAGUUAAAACAACAGAGAGACAUAGUUCACAUAAGUGUGUAGCCAACAUUUUUUGACCUCCUGCAGUGUACAGCUUUGGUCAGGGCUAUCUAAACGUCUUGAACCCCUGUUGGUAUGUGUCAGUACAAUGUCAAGUUAUUGUUCGAUAAGCUCUCAAGACAUGAAAAGAAUAUUUACUGCCUCAACUGCUCCGGGUGUUUCAUUGUUUGUAGUAGGAAGUUAAUGUAAAUAUCCAUCCUCUUGGUUUUGUGGAACAGACUUAUUUUUCUUGGUGUCUGUUGUUCUUCAUGUGCUGUUAUGAAGAUGAACUUCAAUAAUAAAAUACCUUAUUAUUCAAAAGCA
Molecule: messenger RNA, 2326 nt
Organism: Numida meleagris (helmeted guineafowl)
Lineage: Eukaryota; Metazoa; Chordata; Aves; Galliformes; Numididae
Gene: CIRSR
Product: corepressor interacting with RBPJ, 1
Exons: 10
Coding region: 84-1466 (460 amino acids)
Biological process (GO): negative regulation of DNA-templated transcription
Cellular component (GO): nucleus
Molecular function (GO): transcription corepressor activity
Source: RefSeq, a predicted model, not a curated record